AUGGCUAACCAAUCAUGGAUCAAUAAGUAUGAUCUUGUUGAAGCGGUGUUUCUCAAUGAAGGUAUAUUCGACCAUACACCUGGAAUUUUGACUCUUUAUCCUAAUGUGAAUUCUAAAGCAAAUUGGAUUCAGCAAGGUGAUUGUAACACGGCUCUCUUCCAUGCUUGCAUUAAGCAAAGGCAGAGGCAAAACCGUAUCCUUUCCAUUGAAAGAUAUGAUGGUAGCAGAGUCCAUGAACCAGAGCUAAUCAUGGUGGCAUUCUUGGAUUACUACAAAGGGUUACUUGGGUCAAAAAUGGAGCAGAGAAGGAAAGUAGAUGCUAGAAUAAUAGCCAGGGGACUGGUUCUAACAAAGGAGCAGAUAAUUGGCCUUACUCAAAGAUUUACUAGUGAAGAAGUGAAGAAGGCAGCCUUCAGCAUACCUGGAAAUAAAUCUCCCAGACCGGAUGGGUUCUCAAGUAACUUUUUUCAAGAUGAUUGGGAGCUCAUUGGAGAAGAUAUCAGUGGUGCAGUGAUAGCAUUUUUGGAAUCAGGUAACAUUCUUAAAGAGAUUAAUUCUACGAUCAUUACUCUGGUUCCUAAAUGUAAAUGUCCUAACUCUGUUAAAGAUUUUAGGCCAAUUGCUUGUUGUUAUGUUAUCCAUAAGAUUGCAACAAAACUUUUGAGCUCUAGAAUCAGCAAUAUUCUUCCUGAAAUAAUUUCCCAUUCACAAGGGGGAUUUACUAAAGGAAGAUUCAUAGGACAUAAUAUCAUGAUUUGCCAAGAUUUGGUGAGACACUACUGCAGGAAAGCCAAUAAGCCAAGUUGUAUGAUCAAACUUGACCUCCAAAAAGCCUAUGACACAGUUGAGUGGGAGUUCCUGGAGGAGGUUCUAAUUGGGCUCAAUUUCCCCAGCACAUUUAUUCAGCUCAUAAUGAAUUGUGUGUCUACUCCAAAGUUCUCUCUUAUGUUCAAUGGGACCUUACAUUGUUUCUUUGCAUCUAGGAAAGGACUUAGACAAGGAGACCCCAUGUCUCCCCUGUUGUUUGUACUGGGUAUGGAAUACUUUUCUAGAUUAAUGGGGAAGAUUGGAGAGAAGGAAGAUUUUCACUUUCAUGACAGAUGUAUAUAUAUAAGUUUUCUUACUACUGGUAUGUCUGGUCAAGCUUUUCAAGCUUUCAUCAGCUAUAGUAGACCUGUACACGUUUUCCUUCCCAAGAAUGAUCUGAAACAAGCUUUUGUGAUCCUUACAAGAGUUUUACUUGAAUACGAGUGUGUUAUACAUGUUACAAGCCUUAAAGCUCUUCUCAUUAACAUCAGCAAGAUUGUGUGGAUAGGAUUUUGCAACUUUCAGGCUUCUAGAGACAUGAGCUCCCUUUCACAUAUUUGGGAGUUCCAAUUUGUGCUAAUAAGAUAUCCAGGAAAGAAAGCUUACUGGAGUCAAAUCAUAAUCAUGCCCAAAAGAAUCAUGAAUUCCAUUGAAGCUAUCUGUAGAGCUUUCUUAUGGAAAGGACAAGCGAUGUUUUCUGGUGCAGGUGCUGUGGCCUGGGACAAUGUAUGUCAACCUAAAUCUAUUGGGGGAUUAGGCAUCACAAAGCUUGAAACUUGGAACAAGGCUGCCAUGUCCAAAUACAUUUGGGCAAUCUCGAACAACCAAGAGAGCUUAUGGCUAAGGGAAAUAAAUAUGCUAUCAACGCAGGAUACAAACUGUUCAGCACCCCAAAACCGAAAACUCAUUGGAGAAAAGAGGAAAACCAACCAAUGCUUGGUAGAGAUCAAGUCUUGGCUGGGUUGGAAAGCUAUCACCUUCAAUGUACAGCAGCUUGUCAAAUGGAUUGGGAGGGCAAAAAUCUCAAAAUUCAGGAAAGCCAUAUACAGUGUUGCGGUUGCUGCCAUGGUGUACACUGCUUGGAAACUGAGGAAUGCUGUCCUAUGGCAGGGUGCACAAGUAGACACCAAUCGAAUGAUUGAAGAGGUUAAAUGGAGUCUAAGGACUUGGGUACAGAAUUUCCUUCCAAAGAAACUCUCAAGUGUAGAUAAAGAGUGGUUUUUUGCUCUAUAG
Cannabis sativa is the source of this 2040-nucleotide messenger RNA. RefSeq lists its product as uncharacterized. The coding region runs from base 1 to 2040 and encodes 679 amino acids. NCBI's taxonomy places the organism in Eukaryota, Viridiplantae, Streptophyta, Magnoliopsida, Rosales, Cannabaceae. The record is from RefSeq and is a predicted model, not a curated record. The transcript is spliced from 8 exons.